Messenger RNA from Jaminaea rosea, 3958 nucleotides. RefSeq lists its product as hypothetical. NCBI's taxonomy places the organism in Eukaryota, Fungi, Basidiomycota, Exobasidiomycetes, Microstromatales. The coding region runs from base 185 to 3553 and encodes 1122 amino acids. The transcript is spliced from 2 exons. The record is from RefSeq and is a predicted model, not a curated record.
GUACAGCCGCCAUUGUGAUGGCAAAGAGGACAAGAUCAAGCGGCGACGGCGGCGGCGAGGACGAGGCGGAGGAGAAUGGACAAAGGAGCUGCGAUGAGCCCUUGACCUUCCUUCCUUCUCUCCCCACAAUCACCUUUCCCAUGCUCCCUCCCUGAUCGAGUCUCCACCCCUAUCGCCGCUCGCCAUGACCGGCAUCUCCCCAUCCCAAGCAUCACCCGAGUCCCCGGUCCUCCCUUCGCCUGCUCAAACUCACAUGCCCACCGUCACACCUCCUCGCCUCACGCGCUCAGAGCGUACAGCUCUCGGUCUCCCUCCCCGCCCAUCCCGCAUCGAGCAGUUAGCCCAGGCCAACCCCUCUGACGAGACGGACGAUGCCACGCUUAGCGAGCAUUUCUCCUCGCCUUCAUCGACCACGGACAGCUCGAUGCCUCAGUCCCCCGACCUGGCUAGGAACGUCGGUCCCCAGUUUGCACUGUCCAAGACGUGGGCUGAUAUGACGGAAGAAGAUUUGGCCUUACAAGGACCUGUGCCCCUGCCUAGCCCGACGUUCGAAGAUGAGACGGGCAAUGACCACCUCACCUCUCCCGACCAGCCUCCUCGGGCGUCUACUACGAAGCUGCGAUCCACCACCAUCUCCACAGCCCCCUCGCCCAUCGACGGAGCUUGUGCACAGCGUCGCACCUUCACCCGCUCAUCGUCCGAGCCGCAAGCAGUCUUGUCUCAAGAGCACCUCGUGCAGUCACUCAACGCAGCUUGGGACGAAGACAAGAGUCCAUCGCACUCUGGCCCCACUCCUGAACCCAAGUCGCCAUUGAGCCAGGUCUGCGCACCUGGGGAGGCAGACUCAGCGCCCAUAUCGCCUAUCACCAACACCGAGGCCGCACCUGUCGCUGCAUCCACACAGACUUCCAAGGCGCCGGCCAUCUCGCAAGCCCCGAUCUCAGACUGGGACUCUCCGCCUCCUCCUCCUGCAGCACCAGCACCGCAAUGGCGCCCUCCUCCCAUUCUGAGCCGUAAUGCGUACCUUGCUCGUCCACAGCGAGGACGAGGUGCUGGUCGCACUCGCGGUCGAGGAGUGGGCAUUGCCUUUCCAUUCGGUGAGCGACCAACCUAUGCAGCCCCUGCUGCAGCUACGGCUGCGGCUGAACCCGCUCGCGGGCCCCAUGGCUGGCACACGGGAAACAAAGAGCAUGCAUCCCUCCAGACCACUGCUUCGAAGAGACCCUUCAACGAUUGGGAUGAGUCGCACUUCCCUCCGCUGCCAGGCAGUGCGGCAAGAAAAUCGAUCGCACUGGAGUCGACCUCCAAGCCAGAGAUGACUACGGCCAAGGAGACGCAGGCCACGCCUCGAGAGCAGCCUGUUCCAGCGGCUCCCGCUCUCCCGCCACCUACUUGCGAAUGGGAUGCGGACCCAACUACUCCAGACCCAACUCACAUGCGCAACGAGCGCGGCGAGUGGAUGGGUCGUGGACGAGGGAGAUGGGGUGGUGCUGGCUGGCCUGCCGCUCCGCGUCGCACUACUACAGCAUCCUCACGCCGUGCUUUUCCAUCGCCAGUCCACUCGGCCUCGUUUCUUCAGCCAGCCCGCAAGCCAGACUCGUGGGAUGAUGAGGGUGAACAGACGACAGGGCCGCAGCAGCAAGCCGCAUUGGCGAUGAACGGCGUUUGCGAUCAGGCCGACGGUAGCUGGGACGACCCUGUUGCGACGGCUACUGCCACUACUCAACAGCUCACUACUGAAGUCCCUGCUCUGAUCCCUCACCGAGCGGCUACAGCGGCGCACACUGCAGCUGCACCGACUGUCCGCCUUGCGGAUACUACUCUUCUGCCUCCUCCUGGGCUUCCCAGCAAGCAAAAGAGCCCCACACCAGCCCUGCAGUCCACUAAUCCCAAGCUUGCCACCAUGCAAAUUCCCAUACCCGCGACCAAUCGCCCGCAUUUCCCUUGGCAGUCCCCCUUCUCGCACGCCGUCGACACUAUAGCUGGGAGCAAGGUCUCGCUGAAGGGCAUCGCAAAGGGUGACCAAGGCGUCCUCAUCGGGGAUAAGACAGCCCAGCAAUACCUCUCUCCGAGGCCGAGCAGCGCCUCUCCUGCUUUGCAAUUCGGAAGUCUCAAGCUGGAGCUGGCUGACGAUGUCGAUGCAGCCGAACAGAGGGGCAAGCGAGUCAGUGUGAGCAUUCAGACCGACCUUCACCAGUCGUGCACCGUCUCGAACGGCGUCUUACGUCCCGGGACCCCUCGGGCGAACGGCGCCCCACCCGCAAUCUACGUGCAAGUCUCAGAGCUACAUCGCUCCCUUCCUUCUGGCCUUGCGAUCGACGCAGGCAACCGCGUCUACGAUGUCAGAGGAAAUCCGACGCUCGGAGAUUGGGUCGUGCCCGCUCCACUAGGAUUUAGGCCUGCGCCUCCGAUGGCAGUGGUAAAUGGUUGGGAGCAUGGAAAGGGCGAGAAGGCUGGGCCAUCCAGUGCUCCAGCUGCGGACGUCUUUGAUCCUACGACGAACGCGACUGCCUCAUCCGCUAUGACCAAGCAGCCCUUUAGCCAAGCCGUCCCACUUCCAGGCCGGCCUUCUCAGCGAUUGAGCUCUCUUCAGCCAGACGCUCAAGCAGUCGCGCUAGCGACAGCUGCGCAUCAGGUCAUGACGGCUCAGAUGCAAGCUCAACCCGUUACUCAGGCAAGACCUCUCCUCGCGCACGAGGUACCAACGCAACAGCAUCAAAAUGACGAAUCAGGCUUGGCUCCGCCAAUCAUGCUCAAGUCUCAGCCUACAGCAGGUGGCACCGCAACUUCGGUGCACUCGGCCUGGCCUCCCGGCGAAGGACCCGACAGCGCAAAUGGCAUCGGCGUAAACAACAUGUCAUCCAAGCCUGCCCAGCAGCAGACUCACUUCAUCGGCCAGGACAAUGGAUACCUCAUCCCUCGAAGCGAUCAAGCGCAAGACUGGGCCACCCACUCCGUAUCGACCCCAACCCUCUCUCCCGGUCGGGGCGGUCUACAGCAUCACAUACCGCGACGCGGCGCGCCUCUCUACCCUCCUAUUUCGAUGAGGGGUGAAAGACCUCGACCUCCCGCCUGGACUGGGCCGCGCCAGGGGCAAGGCAUCACCGAGUCGACGGACGAAGUCACCUACUGGGCACCUUCAGCGCAGUACAACGUUUCUGCUCCUCAGCAAAUAAGCCAAUCCAGCGGAUCCUGGAGGGCAGGAGCCAGUCCUAGGCGCGGGCGCGGGGGAAACGUGACGAGCCCCACCUUCCAUCAUCAACAGGCUCACGUACCGUCUUCGAUGCCAUCCCCAGUCGCCGUCACCUCGGCCUGGACUCCGCCGACCGCUCCCGCUGCCUGGAUCCAGCAUCAGCAACAGGGCGUGAUGGCCGCAGGGCCGCAGCACCCCUUCUUUCACCAGCACUACCACAAUCAGUUUCAGCCUUCUCAGCACAGAGGCUUCGCUGCGGGCUAUCAGCCGCAGCAGCCGCAGCAGCAGUUGAGGGAGUCAGGGGCAGACACGGAGUCAGACGGAGGAGUAGGAGGGCAAGGUGGGGAGACUUGGACGUAAGGUCGACUCUUAAGAAGUAUCGAGCCGCUCAGCACGGAGGAAACGAGGCGAAGAGACAUCAUCGCUUCACUCGACGAAUAGCGAGCGAGCACGAACAGCACAGCGCAGCGCAUGAUGAGGCUGUGCAGCAAGAGGAGAUCACCAGCUGUCAAGCAGUGAAUCGGCUCUUUGCCUCCAAAAGCAGACCAUCAUUGCCUUCCCUCUCUACUCCUUCCCUCCAGCCAUCAUUUCCCCCUUGUCUUCAACUCGUCGUCAUCUGUUCAUCAUCAUCUUCCACAAAAAGGCAUAAAAGCAAAUAGAUACCACCUCACCUCAUCGCCCUUGCACGAGUUGGAGGGAAACGGUGCUCUGCGUGACCGGCUCAGCAUGAGAUAGGAAGAGUGCAUGGUAUUGAGCAAUAAGUUG